CGGUGCCUAGAGAGGCUGCGGCCGCGGGUCGGAGCCCCGGGUACCCGCGCGAGGUCUUCUGCUGGUCCCCGGGCCGCGGAGUCGGGACUUACAGGAGGGGCGCCCGCUCGUCCCCACCCCGCUCCGACCAGGGGCCCGCCAGGCGCGGGCUCUGAGGACCGGUGCGGGCGGCGGGGCGGCGGAUCGGGUCGUUCUCCCAAGUGUCCGCCCACCAAGUGGCUCCAGGCCCGAGUUCGCUCGGUCGGCUGUGCGGCAGGCUGGGGCCAACCUGUCCGGAGCGCGCAGCCGAGGCGCCUGGCGCGAGGAGGGAGGGCGGCCCUGGCAAAGAUCCCUGGAGCCAGAAGGUCGAAGGCGCGGGAGGAGGCAGAGGCCUUUGCGAGGCGGCCCCGGGAGGCCGGCGGGGGAUUGACUGUCGGAGACUCCUGCCAUGGCCCAGCAGAGAGCCCUGCCACAGAGCAAGGAGACGCUGCUGCAGUCGUACAACAAGCGACUCAAGGACGACAUCAAAUCCAUCAUGGACAACUUCACGGAGAUCAUCAAGACUGCCAAGAUUGAGGAUGAGACGCAGGUGUCGAGAGCCACUCAGGGCGAACAGGACAAUUAUGAGAUGCACGUGCGAGCUGCCAACAUUGUCCGAGCCGGUGAGUCCCUGAUGAAACUCGUGUCUGACCUCAAGCAGUUCCUCAUCCUCAACGACUUCCCAUCAGUGAACGAGGCCAUAGACCAGCGCAACCAGCAGCUGCGUGCGCUGCAGGAGGAGUGUGACCGGAAGCUCAUCGCCCUGCGGGAUGAGGUCUCCAUCGACCUCUACGAGCUGGAGGAGGAGUACUACUCGUCCAGCUCAAGUCUUUGCGAAGCUAAUGACCUGCCUCUGUGUGAAGCUUACUGGAGGCUGGACCUCGACACAGACUCCACUGAUGUCCUCUCAGCCCCUCUGCUGGCAUCCCCAGAGCCCAGCACUGGCCCCCUGCAGGCUGCAGGUCCUCCACACUCCCACACUGGCGGCCCCGGCCCCACAGAGCACACCUGAGCCUCCCAGGGCUGUCCUGCCCAGGCCCUAGGAUCUCAGGAAUGAGAUCUCAGGCUCUCCUCUGGCCCACCAUAGCCUGCUCCCUUCAGUCUUGGUUCCCGUCUGGGAAGCCGCAUUUGCCUCCUCGGGAACCUUGUCUGCCCACCGAGUGCUGGGGAGGAGUUCCCUCAGCUAUUUGCAGGGUGGUUCCUGCUACACUACGUCAUUUUUACUCCCUACCUUCCUGGCAGGCUGUGUGGAAGGAAGUUUCAAGGACAGUUUGUAGUGUUGAGGACCUGAGAGUGGGGCCGAAGACCUGACCCGAGACUGCUGUUUAAAAUGGGUUGCGGUGGGCUCCGGGUGGACAUGCUAGCCAUGCCCAGACUCCCACCCUUAGGCCAGGCCUCCUGUGCAGAGCCUGGGCUAGCUAACUGCCCCUGCAGGGCCGAGCAUGGGAAGAAGAGGCCCCUAUCGGCGCCAACAGAAGCAAGGUGUUGGGGAGUGGUCCUUCCUUAUCCUGCUGCCAUGUACAUCCUGGUAGCAAGACAUACACGCAUGUACAACAGUAGCAAAACUGUGGAAUAAAACAGCGUCACGCUUUU
Manis pentadactyla (Chinese pangolin) is the source of this 1611-nucleotide messenger RNA. It is a transcript of the gene MED22, whose product is annotated as mediator complex subunit 22. Gene Ontology annotation, molecular function: transcription coregulator activity. The transcript is spliced from 5 exons. Bases 428 to 1030 code for a protein of 200 amino acids. Lineage: Eukaryota; Metazoa; Chordata; Mammalia; Pholidota; Manidae. The record is from RefSeq and is a predicted model, not a curated record. Gene Ontology annotation, cellular component: mediator complex. Gene Ontology annotation, biological process: regulation of transcription by RNA polymerase II.